Molecule: messenger RNA, 1723 nt
Organism: Zychaea mexicana
Lineage: Eukaryota; Fungi; Mucoromycota; Mucoromycetes; Mucorales; Lichtheimiaceae
Product: aldehyde dehydrogenase domain-containing protein
Exons: 11
Coding region: 79-1566 (495 amino acids)
Molecular function (GO): aldehyde dehydrogenase (NAD+) activity
Source: RefSeq, a predicted model, not a curated record
CACAUAAAUAUAGCAAGCUAUUCUCUGUUGGCCAACCAUUUGGUAACUCUUUUUGUUCCUUUCUAUCACCAGCGAAAUAUGAGCAACUUUGUAACAGAAUACACCACUCCCUCUGGCUUCAAGCUAAACUUAAACACAGCCUUGUUUAUCAAUAACGAGUUCGUUGCCGGUGGCAGUACCAUUGAUACCAUUAACCCCGUCAACGGUGAAGUUAUUGCAACCGUUCAAGCAGCCGAAAAGGAACAAGUUGAUUUGGCCGUGGAAGCUGCAGAAAAGGCUUUUUAUGGUGGCUGGAAGAAGAGCACCGGACGCGAACGCGCUCGUCUGAUGAACAAACUUGCUGACCUUUGCGAACGGGAUGCCGAGGAGCUUGCUCAAAUUGAAACCUUGGAUAACGGAAAGCCACUGACCAAUUCUCGUAUGGUGGACGUACAGAUUAUCGUUACACAGCUUCGCUACUUUGCAGGCUGGUGUGAUAAGAUUCAUGGCAAGGUUAUUGAAACAGAAGGCAAACUGUCUUACACUGUUCACGAGCCAAUUGGUGUCUGUGGCGGCAUUAUUCCAUGGAACUUGCCUAUGGGAAUGCUCAGCUGGAAAAUUGCUCCUGCUGUUGCGACGGGCAACACUGUGGUCAUCAAGACUUCUGAACUGACUCCCCUCUCUGCUAUCAAAGUUGCUGCUUUAGUCAAAGAAGCAGGCUUUCCACCUGGUGUCAUCAAUAUCAUUACCGGUUAUGGUCACAUCACUGGUGAUGCUCUUGCCCGUCAUAUGAAAGUGAGCAAGAUCGCCUUUACCGGAAGCCUUGCAAUUGGUCGACAGAUCAUGCGUGCUUCAGCCGACUCUAACUUGAAGAAGGUCACUCUGGAAUUGGGCGGCAAGUCGCCAAACAUCGUUUUCGACGAUGUUGAAAACCUGGAUGAAGUCGUCUUUUGGUCAAGAAUGGGUAUUUUCUUCAACGCUGGACAAGCAUGCUGUGCUGGAAGCAGAAUUUUUGUCCAAGAAGGUAUAUACGACAAGUUCGUUGAGAAAUUCAAGGCCUUGGCCGCUUCUGGCAAGGUUGGUGAUCCGCUGGAGGCGGACACUUUCCAAGGUCCUCAGAUCUCUCAGCGCCAGUUUGAUCGCGUGAUGGACUACAUUAAGGCUGGCAAGGAAGAAGGUGCUACAUGUCUUUUGGGCGGAAACCGUGUCGGUGAUACUGGCUACUUUAUCGAGCCCACUAUUUUCACUGAUGUUACUCCAAAGAUGAAGAUUAUGCAAGAAGAAAUCUUUGGUCCAGUAGUUUGUAUCUCGAAGUUUACUGAUAUUGACGAUGUCGUCAAAAAAGCUCAUGAUACCAUUUACGGUCUUGCUGCUGCUGUGUUUACGUCAAACAUUACCCGUGCCGUCACUCUUUCGAACGAGCUAGAAGCUGGCACCGUCUGGGUCAACUGCUAUAACAUUAUCAACGAGAACAGUCCAUUCGGCGGUUACAAACAGAGUGGUCAAGGUCGAGAAAACUCGGAGUAUGCUCUUGCCAAUUAUACCCAAGUUAAGGCCAUUAAGAUUAAUGUCGGAAACCCCCUUUAAGUUAUACCUGAAAACUUGUUUUAUAGCAUGUCUAUUAUUUCCCACUAUUAAUGAUAGUGAUAUAUCUAACAGUUUGUACUUAAUCAAUGGAGCUUUUUUUACCAACAUUAUGUCGCUUAUUCUCAAAGAACAAUUGAUAUCAUAAACUAGUUGUGUG